AUGUACAACGCGAAUUAUCUCAGUAUACCAUUAUUGGUUGGCGCCUUUCUGGCCGGCAUAGUCCUCUAUGCCUUGGUCAACGCCUUCAAGUCUCCCCUCCGCGGCUUGCCUGGGCCUUGGUACACUCAUUUCACUCACCUCGUUCUCAAAUACCAGAUUCUCGCUGGUAAUCGCGUUCAUUACAUACACGCACUACAUCAGCGCUACGGGCCCGUCGUACGUGUUUCACCAGGCGAGGUUGCUGUCAGUGACCUCGAAGCGUUUUCAAAGAUCCACAAGAUUGGUUCUGGCUUUCUCAAGUCGGCUUGGUACGAUGCUGUAACCCCCGACCGAGAGCCAGGCAUCUUUGUCAUGAGAGAUCCUCACCAGCAUGCUGCCCGAAGACGAUUAUUUGCUCGUGCCUUUAGCGUCAGCUCGUUGUUAGCUAAUUGGGAGUCGGAAAUCCGACAAAAGACUGAGCUUGCGGUGAACAAUAUAAAGCGAGAUGCUCAAAGUACUGGGGCGGAUGUUUUCAAGUGGUGGACUCUCAUGGCGACAGAUGUGAUUGCUCAUCUUUCAUUCGGAGAGUCAUUUCGGAUGCUGGAGCUUGGCAAGCAAACUUCUUACAUCGAUGCGAUCCAGUCUGCACUUCUUAUGAGCGGCAUUCGCGCCGAACUGUCAUGGAUCUAUCCUCUCCUCCGGCGUCUGCCUUUCCAAGGCUUGAAGAAGUUACUGAAUGCCGAUAACGUCGUCCUCGAGCACGGUUCUAUCGCUGUGCGAAAUAUGCAGAGCGCUGGGGAUGGGCUUAGCAAGGCGAAUCUGUUCAGCCAAAUGCUGGCUGAAUCUGAUAGCCAGGAAAAGACGAGUCUCUCCACAUCAAGCGUGCAGCAGGAAGCGAGCAAUCUCAUUGUCGCUGGAUCAGACACUACGGCUGUGACUUUGACGUAUCUCAUCUGGGCCGUUCUCAAGCAACCCCAGCUUCAAGCUGAACUGGAGCGUGAGAUAGCAGAGCUCAGUGAUGAGCUGACCUUUGACGAGCUCAAGAGUGCUCCGCUACUCAACAGUGUGAUCGAAGAAACACUUCGUCUGUAUGGCGCGGCUCCUGGUGCUCUACCACGCGUUGUGCCGGGCAAGGGUCUUGAUGUAUGCGGGCAUUACAUCCCUCCCGGUACUGUCGUCAGCACUCAAGCGUUCACAUUGCACCGCAACGAAAACAUCUUUGAAGAUGCACAGAGGUUCAAUGGACAUCGUUUUGUGGACAAGUCCACACUGACAGCAGCACAAAAGGCUGCGUUUUCUCCAUUUGGCGCUGGGUCACGAAUCUGUAUCGGUCUACACUUGGCUUGGAUGGAGCUACGACUUGGUGCCGCGCUAUUUUUCCGUGAAUGCCGCGGCGCCACGCCAAGCCCUGAGAUGACUGAUGAAAUGAUGGAGAUGGAGAACAGAUUCUUGAUUGCGCCCAAGGGGCACAAAUGCAUUGUGAAAGUGUGA
Molecule: messenger RNA, 1470 nt
Organism: Fusarium proliferatum ET1
Lineage: Eukaryota; Fungi; Ascomycota; Sordariomycetes; Hypocreales; Nectriaceae
Exons: 3
Coding region: 1-1470 (489 amino acids)
Molecular function (GO): iron ion binding; heme binding; monooxygenase activity
Source: RefSeq, a predicted model, not a curated record